Molecule: messenger RNA, 1883 nt
Organism: Maniola jurtina (meadow brown)
Lineage: Eukaryota; Metazoa; Arthropoda; Insecta; Lepidoptera; Nymphalidae
Product: sugar transporter ERD6-like 15
Exons: 3
Coding region: 177-1691 (504 amino acids)
Biological process (GO): transmembrane transport
Cellular component (GO): membrane
Molecular function (GO): transmembrane transporter activity
Source: RefSeq, a predicted model, not a curated record
UUUUGAUAGUGGUUUUGUGUCCAAAGUUAGUGGCAAGUUCGCACACAUACACGAUGUUUACUCUCCAUACGACGAUUUUUUCGGCAACAUAGCCACAUGAAACAUACUGUACUAAGCUUAUGGUCGCUUCUUUGUAAAAUUGAUAAAUUCGCGUAAAUAAGUUCAAUACGCAAAAGAUGGAGCAAUCUUACGAAGAAGACAAAUUUAUUGAUACUAAUGCUAAUGGUGCAACAACAUCAUCAUGGACGCCGCUUUUGAGACAGAUAUUUGUAUGCAGCGGGAUAACAUCAUACUUCUUCAUUUACGGACUAUUUUUUGGUGCUCCGACAGUUUUCAUUCCUCAAAUACGAAAAGAAGCAAAUUCGACUGAAGCUCUUAGCAUGCAAACAGUAUCUUGGUUGUUUUCAAUCUCCAGUUACGGAUCUCUGCCAUGGACGAUAAUUUUCCCAAUAAUAGCAAAAAGAUAUGGAAGAAAAGUACCAUACAUUAUUUUAUGGAUAAAUACAUUGAUAUGCGUUUCAUUGUUUUAUUUUAGUACAAGUGUUACUGAACUUUUAAUAAGUGGAUUUUUACAAGGAAUGUGCCCUGCAGUACAGAUAGCGGUAUCUACCAUGGUGCUCACUGAAUACACGUCACCUAAGUACAGAGGUAUGUUUAUAUCUUUUCAAGGUGCAACAGUAUUUUGGGGUAUUUGGAUUUCUAACGCUAUUGGAACCUUUUACCAUUGGAAAAACAUCGGUAUAUUGAUCUUUAUAUGCUGUCUCUACUCGAUAAGUAUAUUAUUUUGGCCUGAGUCACCAGUUUGGUUGGCCGCGAAGGGACGUUUUGCAGAAUGUGCUAAAUCUCAUCGCUGGUUGAAAGGAGAAGGCAAAGAUUCCGAAGAAGAACUUAAACAACUUAUAAUUGACCAAAAAAAGAAUGCAAGACAAGAACGUCAAUUAGACAAAGAAAAGAACUACACACUCAAAUUAUUUAUUUCAAUAAAAGGCAAAAGAUUUUACAAACCGCUAACAUUGUCGGUACUUGCAUUGUGUCUUUACCACUUUUCAGGAAAGCUGGCUUGUACUGGAUAUGUGAUUGAUAUAAUUAAAUCGAUUUCUGUAAAUGAAUCAACAGCGUAUGUAGGAAUGCUUGUGUUAGAUGGCGUUACAGUGCUAGGAAUGUAUAUUGGCGUUUUUCUUACUAAGUUAUUUAAACGGCGUACAUUACUAUUAAGUUCAGCGACUAUAGGAGUGAUGUUUCUCUUUAUUUUAUCGACAUACCUGUAUUUAGUACAUUUGAAUAUCGUUUCAGAAAACAAAUAUUUAACUUUAUUCCUUUUGGCUGGGUUUUCAGUGACAAUAAGUUGCGGGCCUAUGAUAAUGAGUAUGUGUUUAGCUAGUGAAAUGACACCAUUAAAAUCUAGAAGUUUAUAUUUAUGUAUUUUCGCAUUGUUAAGUAGCGCUUUAAUGGGUACCGUUUUAAAAUUAUUUCCUUACCUCUAUAAAUAUUUAAACUCACAUGGAACAUUUUUAUUCUUCGCCAUAGUAUCGUCAAUAUUUAUUUAUAUUCUUUACAAAUUAUUGCCUGAAACAAAAGAUAAAACAAUGUUAGAGAUAGAAAAAUAUUUUUUAGGUGACGAUAAUAUUUUGACAACAAAGGUCGAAUUAAUGAAUCUGAAAGAAACAUGUACCAAGGAUAAUAAAGUAUAAUAUUAUUAUAUGAAAGUAAUAAUGGGUUAUAAUGAUUGGUACAUAAUGUAAAAUUAAACUUGCCUUUUGCCACUCAUGAAAUUCAAAUUAUACGAAUUAAAAGAUUGUCUUUCCUUGGUCAUAUAAUAUUAUGAUGUAUUACGUUUUAUUAAUACAUUGAUAGUUUUGUAUUUGCCAACCAAACAUAAUUUU